GCUCAAAAUUCUUGUAAAGUUUAUGUCCGUGAUUACGUCCGCAAGCGCGUGAUUGUCUGGCUUCUCGCGUUUUCUGCUUGUUUCCCGGUGGAGUUUUCUGGGUUUUGAGUGUAUAUGUUUGUGGGGUUGGGAGAUGAGAGAUCUGAGUAGUGAUUACUGAUUACUCUGUCUGAAAUGGAUGCUUCUGAGGUGGUGAUCAAGGGGUAUAGCGAGACCAACGACUGUGAUUCCGGACCGGAAAAGGGAAACUCCGGCGCCGGGAAAGUGGAUGCUGAGACGGCGUUAUACACAGAGCUAUGGAGGGCUUGCGCAGGUCCUUUAGUGACUGUGCCUCGUGAACAGGAGCUUGUUUUUUAUUUUCCUCAGGGCCACAUAGAACAGGUGGAGGCAUCUACCAAUCAAAGUGCAGACCAGCAGUUGCCAGUGUAUAAUCUUCCUCCAAAGAUUCUUUGCCGAGUGGUUAAUGUCCACUUGAAGGCUGAGCCGGACACGGAUGAGGUGUUUGCACAAGUUACUUUGAUGCCCGAGCCUAAUCAAGAUGAGAAUGCAGUAAAGAAGGAACCACUUCCCUCUCCGCCUCCGCAUUUUCAUGUUCAUUCUUUUUGUAAAACUCUUACUGCAUCGGACACAAGCACCCAUGGUGGGUUCUCGGUGCUGAGACGGCAUGCUGAUGAAUGUUUGCCCCCACUGGACAUGUCAAGGCAACCCCCCACCCAGGAAUUGGUGGCAAAAGAUUUGCAUGGGAAUGAGUGGCGAUUCAGGCACAUUUUUCGUGGUCAACCGCGUAGACACCUCCUACAGAGUGGUUGGAGUGUCUUUGUUAGUUCAAAAAGGCUUGUUGCUGGGGAUGCCUUUAUAUUCUUGAGAGGUGAGAAUGGUGAGCUGCGAGUUGGAGUCAGGCGUGCCAUGAGACAACAGAGUAAUGCUCCAUCAUCAGUCAUAUCUAGCCACAGCAUGCAUCUUGGUGUUCUCGCAACAGCUUGGCAUGCAAUUCAGACCAAAACCAUGUUCACCGUGUAUUACAAGCCCAGGACAAGCCCAGCUGAGUUCAUUGUCCCUUAUGAUCAAUACAUGGAGUCUGUUAAAAACAAUUACUCAAUAGGAAUGAGAUUUAAAAUGAGAUUCGAAGGUGAAGAAGCACCUGAGCAGAGGUUUACUGGCACUAUUGUUGGUAUUGAAGAUGCUGAUCCGAAAAGGUGGCCAGAGUCCAAAUGGAGAUGCCUAAAGGUGCGGUGGGAUGAAACUUCAACAGUUCCUCGACCUGAGAGAGUUUCUCCCUGGAAAAUAGAACAUGCUCUCUCUCCUCCUGCAUUGAAUCCACUUCCAGUGCCCAGACCAAAACGGCCUCGACCAAGUGCCUUGCCCACAUCACCUGACAGUUCUGUUCUUACUAGGGAAGGUUCGUCUAAGAUGACAGUAGACCCUUCACCUGCCAGUGGGUUUCCAAGGGUCUUGCAAGGUCAAGAAGUAUCGACCUUGAGAGGCAGUUUUGCUGAUAGCAACGAUUCAGACUCUUCUGAGAAGCCAUUGUUGUGGAACCCUUCAUUGGAUGAUGGGAAGAUCGACUGUGCUUUAAGAAGAAAUGAGUCGGAUAUCUGGUUACCAUCAGGACGGUCAUCAUUCACAGAUUUAUUAUCAACUUUUGGUUCAAAAAUUAGUUCGCCCCGUGAUUUCAGUAGGCGUCCUGCUGAUCAAGCAAGUUAUAAGCGACAAACACAAGAGCGUGAAGCAAAGUUUAGCUCAAUUGGAAACACCUGGUCUAUAAUGCAAUCUGGGCUCUCACUGAAUCUGAUGGAUUCUGGCUUGAAGAAUCAUGUUCGAGGUGCUGAUACCUCUUAUCAAACACAUGGAGAUGUUAGAUAUGAUGUUUUUGGAGAAUUUUCCAUGAUUCCUGAUUCUAGAGGUGAAAAUCAGCAAACAAAUUGGUUAAUGCCCCCACCUGUUUCAUCAUAUCAUCAACCACCAGCUGCUCAUUCAAGAGAGCAGAUCCCAAGGUCUGUGAUUGCACAGCACCAUGCCCCUAUGAAGCCAAAUGAAGGGAAAUGCAAGCUCUUUGGUAUUCCCCUCAUAAGUAACCCUGCACCAAUAGAGCCUGAGCCAGUACACAGAAAUGUGGUGAUUGAGCCAUCAGUUCAUAUACCGCAUCUCGUUCAUUCUCAUCUAUCUCCUGCAAUUGAAUCUGAUCAAAGGUCUGAUCUAUCGAAGGGCUCAAAAGUGUUUGAUUAUCCAGUUGCCACUAGUGAGCAAGACAAGCAAUUUCAUACCCUCCCGCCGGUAGCUAGAGACCGAGAAAGCAAAGGUCAUUCUGGUUCAACAAGGAGUUGUACCAAGGUUCACAAGCAGGGAUCUGCCCUUGGUAGAUCGGUGGAUCUUGCGAAGUUUGACAAUUAUGAUGAAUUGAUUUCUGAAUUAGAUAACCUUUUCGAAUUUAACGGUGAACUUAAGGCAAGGAACAAGAAUUGGCUGGUUGUGUAUACUGAUGAUGAGGAUGACAUGAUGCUUGUUGGAGAUGAUCCGUGGGAAGAAUUCUGUGGCAUGGUUCGCAAGAUCUUAAUCCUUACAAAAGAGGAGGUCCAGCGUAUGAGUCCAGGUACCUUCAAUUCAAAAAGAGAAGAAACCUCAUCGGCAACAGAAGGUGUGGAUGCGAAAGAAGUGAAAGAUUUGCCAACAUCAUUGAGCCCGGAUGAUUGCUAGUUGUCUUCCUCUAUCCUGGUAUAGUGCAGGCAAGGAAGGAGGCUAUAGAUCCAUCUGACUUCUGAAUUUUGGAGGCAUCAAAUAGUGAGACGCAUAUCAUCCCUUCAGCUUCUGGAUGACGGGACUCGCUUAUAUAUAGAUGCAGAUUCUAGUGUUUGCAAUUUUGAACCCUUUUCGGGACCAACAUAUGUUUCCCUAUACUUUAUUCGUAAUACACAUGACAAAGUAUGAGCACGGUACCUGCCGACCGACUACUCAACCACUGUAUAUAUCGCCAUCUUCAGUUCUCCAGCCUCGGAUGUAAUUAAGAACCAAAUGCCAUCUGGUAUGCUCUAAUUCCAGCUGUUUCUGAUUUAUAAUAUAGUAUAUGGGUGUUGGCAUUACUCUAUGGAGCUGAAGAUGUAUUUUUGGAUCGACGUUGCUUGUGGUUGAAGCACUCUUUUGUACAGAGAAAUCAUUAGUUAAGUGUUCUGCUGGUCUAGUAUAAAUCUGGAGUGGUAGUCAUUUUUCCAUGUUCAUUGAGUAUUCAUGCUGCUUACAAACACUGCAGUCUGUCUGAUUAGUUCUGUUUCUGCCACCAUUGAACAAGGUGGAAGUUAACUUAUUGUGUGAGGUCACUUUCUUCAAUUUGCUCAUCUGAUUUAUGCAGUUGUGCAUAAUUUA
Messenger RNA from Sesamum indicum (sesame), 3357 nucleotides. Its product is annotated as auxin response factor 2A. The record is from RefSeq and is a predicted model, not a curated record. Gene Ontology annotation, cellular component: nucleus. Gene Ontology annotation, biological process: regulation of DNA-templated transcription; response to hormone. Gene Ontology annotation, molecular function: DNA binding. NCBI's taxonomy places the organism in Eukaryota, Viridiplantae, Streptophyta, Magnoliopsida, Lamiales, Pedaliaceae.